Molecule: messenger RNA, 2719 nt
Organism: Medicago truncatula (barrel medic)
Lineage: Eukaryota; Viridiplantae; Streptophyta; Magnoliopsida; Fabales; Fabaceae
Product: cyclic nucleotide-gated ion channel 1
Exons: 8
Coding region: 336-2477 (713 amino acids)
Biological process (GO): transmembrane transport; monoatomic ion transport
Cellular component (GO): membrane
Molecular function (GO): monoatomic ion channel activity
Source: RefSeq, a predicted model, not a curated record
AUGACUGUCUCUCAAGCAGUAUUCAACUUGUUCAACCGCAAAGAAACGCAACACAAAAAACGCAAACUCUCUCUCUCUCUCUCUCUCUACAUAUAUCUUUCUCCGUCGCUAUCUCUCUGUAAAUAAUAACACCUUCCACGAACCUUCUCUUUCACUUCAAUUCUUCUUCCUUCAUCAUCAUCAUCAAUCCUAUCUAUGCUUUUUUCCUUUCAUUACUUCACUUAUUUCUCAUGAAUUGGUUUUGACAGGUUCAUGAAGAAGGAUACUGUUUUCUAAGAUUAUUACAAGACACGGAUUCAUUGUGUUUUGUCUUGCUUUUCAACUUUCUCACGAUCAUGACUUUUCAUCAAGAUAAAUUUGUUAGAUUUCAGGACUGGAGUUCAGAGGUUAACUCUCCCGGAAUAAUUCACGUAACGCAGUCAGGGAGAAUUAAAACUACACUGAAAUCAGUUUCAAACAAGUUUCAAAGGGGAUUUGAGUCUAGUUCUGAGAGGAUAAAGGGAUUUGCAAAAAAACCUUUCAAAUCUUUUUCACAAAGCAGUGCUCUUACUAGAUGUUUUAGUUCUAGAAAUAAAAUUCUUGAUCCUCAGGGUCCUUUUCUUCAAAAAUGGAACAAGAUAUUUGUGUUAUCGUGUCUUAUUGCUGUAUCGAUUGAUCCUUUGUUCUUCUAUAUCCCUGUGAUUGAUGAUGGCAAGAAAUGUCUUUCACGGGACAAAAAAAUGGAAACUACGGCAACUGUUUUAAGGUCUUUCUCCGACAUUUUUUAUAUUAUUCAUAUCAUUUUUCAAUUUCGUACUGGAUUUAUUGCUCCCUCUUCUCGAGUAUUUGGAAGAGGUGUGUUGGUUCAAGAUGCUUGGGCAAUAGCAAAGAGAUAUAUGUCAUCAUAUUUCUUAGUUGACAUUCUUGCCGUUCUUCCCCUCCCACAGGUGGUUAUUCUAUUUAUCAUUCCGAAGAUGACAGGCUCAGAAUCACUGAACACGAAAAACUUGCUGAAAUUUAUUGUAUUCUUCCAAUAUGUGCCACGGUUUAUACGAAUAGCUCCACUAUAUAAAGAGGUUACAAGGACCUCUGGCAUUCUCACUGAAACAGCAUGGGCUGGAGCUGCAUUUAAUCUCUUUCUUUACAUGCUUGCAAGUCAUGUUCUUGGUGCCUUUUGGUACUUGUUUUCUAUAGAAAGAGAAACCACAUGCUGGCAAAGGGCUUGUCAAAAAAAUACCACGUGUAUAAAGGCAGAAUUGUAUUGUGAUGAUCAUCAUGGUUUGAGCACAAUUACAACAUUCCUGAAUGCUUCAUGCCCAAUACAGAAUCCAGAUAAAAAACUCUUUGAUUUUGGAAUUUUCCUUGAUGCCCUUCAAUCUGGAGUUGUGGGGUCAAUGGACUUCCCACAAAAAUUCUUUUAUUGUUUUUGGUGGGGCCUAAAGAAUUUGAGUUCUCUUGGUCAGAACCUGGCAACAAGUACCUUUGUUUGGGAAAUCUGCUUUGCAAUUUUCAUUUCCAUUGCUGGUUUGGUAUUAUUUGCAUUCCUCAUUGGAAAUAUGCAGACAUAUUUACAGUCAACAACUACAAGAUUGGAGGAGAUGAGAGUGAAAAGGAGAGAUGCAGAACAGUGGAUGUCGCAUCGACUACUCCCUGACCACUUGAGAGAAAGAAUCAGACGACAUGAGCAAUACAAAUGGCAAGAAACUAGAGGUGUUGAUGAAGACAAUUUGAUCCGAAAUCUUCCCAAGGAUUUAAGAAGGGACAUCAAGCGUCAUCUCUGCUUGGCUUUGCUGAUGAGGGUGCCAAUAUUUGAGAAGAUGGAUGAACAACUUUUGGAUGCAGUGUGUGACUGUCUCAAACCAGUACUUUACACGAAAGAAAGCUGCAUUGUUCGCGAAGGAGAUCCUGUUGAUGAGAUGCUCUUCAUAAUGCGCGGAAAAUUGUUGACCGUGACAACAAACGGUGGAAGAACAGGUUUCUUCAACUCUGAAUACCUCAAGGCUGGUGACUUCUGUGGAGAGGAGCUUCUCACAUGGGCAUUAGAUCCUCGUUCUGCAUCCAACCUUCCCAUCUCAACCAGGACUGUCCAAACUCUUUCAGAAGUGGAAGCAUUUGCUCUAAAAGCUGAGGAUUUGAAGUUUGUUGCAUCUCAAUUUCGGCGCCUUCACAGUAAGCAGCUUCGCCACACUUUUAGAUUUUACUCGCAACAAUGGCGUACAUGGGCUGCAUGUUUCAUACAAGCAGCGUGGAGGCGGUAUUGUAAAAAGAAGCUCGAAGAGUCUCUAAGGGAAGAGGAGAAUAGGCUCCAAGAUGCAUUGGCCAAGGAAGGUGGUAGUUCACCUAGCCUAGGUGCCACAAUAUAUGCUUCAAGAUUUGCUGCAAAUGUCCUUAGAGCCAUACGUAAAAAUGGCUCAAGGAAGCCCAGGGUGCCGGAGAGACUACCUCCCAUGAUGCUCCAGAAGCCUACUGAACCAGAUUUUACUGCUGAAGAGCAAUAGUGUAAUCAAUGGAGAUGGAUGCCUUGUGCUGUAAGAAAAGAAAAGAAAAGGGUUGUCGCAACUGAAAAAUUAAAAUGAAAUUUUCAUAGGAAGACCAAGAUGUCAGUUUUGUUAUUUAUUUUAUUUUUGAAGUUAGCGUAAAAUAUAGAAUGUGUAUAAAAGCAUUGAUUAUUAAGUUGUAUAUACACGUAUAUGAUUGUUGCUAAAAUGAUUUCAAAUGAAACUGGUGCGGAAUAAGUAUA